GCCCGGGGAGGUUGGUCACCUCCCGACGUCUCGUGCGCGCCUCUCCGGCGCGAGGGAAAGGGCGAGACGGAGGGGAGGUGGAGGCGUGGCGAGGGCUGCGUUCAUGACGGUGGAGGAGAGGGGUGGGCAGAGGCUGCGGGGCUGCUCCCUUGUCAGACCCGCUUCUUUCCGCACCGGGGCGCCCCCCCUCCUCGCCCGACGACGGAGCGCGCAUGCGCGGGUUGAGGGAACCGGCAAGUGGUCUUCCGCCGCCAUGGAGCCCGGGCGGGAGGAGAGGAGAGCACUCCUGUGAGGACAGAGGGCGCAGCAUGAUGGAUUCAGAAGACCUUGUCCUACAGAAGUCAAAGACAGACCAGAUUGGUCACCGCAUUGUAAAUGUGAGCUCAGGCAAGCAUUACAUCUGUGGUUACUGUGCGGCCAUCACAAACGUCGGCGUCACUUUCCCCCUCCAGAAGGUCCUCUUUCGCCAGCAGCUGUACGGUGUGCGAACCAGAGAUGCGAUACGUCAGCUGCAGAAGGACGGCCUCAGGAACCUGUACCGCGGAAUCCUUCCUCCACUGAUGCAGAAGAGCACCACCCUGGCGUUAAUGUUCGGACUGUACGAAGACCUCUCCUCCCUUCUCCUCAGCCACGUGAGUGCACCCGAGCUUUUGACCCGGAGCGCGGCAGCGGUGCUUGCCGGGACAACAGAAGCUAUCCUGACCCCCUUUGAGCGUGUCCAGGUGCUCCUUCAGGACUACAAACACCACGAUAAAUUUACAAACACUUUCCAAGCAUUCAGGGUUCUCCGAGAACAUGGGAUCAGGGAGUAUUAUCGGGGGCUGGUGCCGAUUCUGCUCCGGAACGGUCCCAGUAACGCGCUGUUCUUUGGCCUUAGAGGACCUAUCAAGCAGUGUUUGCCUGAAGCAACCACAUACAGGACUCACUUGAUCAACGACUUUAUCUGCGGGGGGCUCUUGGGGGCUAUGCUGGGGUUCCUCUUUUUCCCACUGAACGUUGUGAAAGCCCGCAUGCAGUCCCAGAUUGGCGGGGAGUUCCAGCCUUUCUCCAAGGUCUUCAUGAAGAUUUGGGCGGAACGCGACCGGAAAGUAAUGCAGCUCUUCCGGGGAGCCCACCUCAAUUAUCACCGGUCCCUGAUCUCCUGGGGCAUCAUCAAUGCAACCUACGAGUUCUUGCUCAAGCUACUUUGAAAAAUGCUUGCUCCAGAUCACCUUCAGCUUCUCGCAACACUCCUGGUGAUCCAAAGAAUGCACUUUGAAGACAUGCUAACGAGACAGAAGAUUAAUAAAAUGCUGUUUAAUUCCUGUUUGUAACACACGGCGGCAUGCUGGGAUAAGUGGACUUCAAGAUCCCACGAUGCUCCCCCCCCAUUUAAAGGGACAGCCAAAAUGGGGGGGGAAAUCUAAACCUUAAGAGUUCUACAAAAACUUGUCAAAUCGCUUUUGCUACACAGUUGAGAUGGAUGGCGUUUUGUCAAGACUGAAUAUUUCAUUUCAGAAACUGAGUUCAGUAUAACUCCAGUGGCAGGUGUGACUGUUCAUAAACUAGGUGGCGAAUGACUGCUGAAGAGAAGUCGAGAAAAGCUUUAUUAUCUGAAGAGCUUUACAGUCGCCUUCCUGCUAUAAACUGUCGCCUAACUUUGUCAAUAUAGGUUUUUGCUUUGUCUUUUAUACUUCUAAUUGGUUGCAAGCAAGUAUGCUUCCUUGUAACCUUUUGCUUUGGGAAAUAGGGUGCAAAUCACAAAUGGCAGCAUCGAAAUCAAAAUAAAGUGUUUUAAAAUCCCAGAAUGGGACGUAAAAUCUUUUAACUUCUGCUGGAGAUUGUGCGCCAUGUCAAUUUCCCCCCCCAAAAAAAUCUGGCUUAGCUAAUCAGUAUUCAUAUCUGAACAGCUUUUGACUCUCCUGGUUUAGCAAAUGUCAGUGAAGGCGACAUAUCAAGACGUGAACAUCUGCCCUUUGGAGGAUAUUUUAUUGAGGUAGAAAAGGAAUCAUUAGAGCUGCUUCCACCACUGCUCUAGUGUGUAGUGGACAGAGCCCCCCCCCAAAUCUGUAAUGUGAACUGCAGCCUACACAAGGAGGCCUGCCUGCUCACAGAAUCUGCCCGUCUUCUCUCUUGCACUAAGCAGAUUAUAUCUCUGGGAGCCCUGCCUUGUGUCUAACCUCUGCUCAUGGGCAAUGUGUGAAGUGGCCCACACAAAGACUAUGCAGAUGUGUAAAAAGAAAAAGAAAAAUCACAACAUUGAAAGUCUCUCUCCCAGGCAUUAGUUGGAUCUGAUUUUCUCCUGUGUUGAUUCAAUCAUGCUGACAAAUGUUAUCUGUGUAAAUUCCAGAAUUCAAGGUGGGGAGGGGGGGAAUUAAGCAUAGAGAGAUGCAGUGCAAGUGACGUCUCAAGGCAAGUGUCGGGAAGGAAAGCAGCGCUCAAAAUAACACUUGUCUUAUUAUGUGACUCGGGAUUUUUGUAUAGUGUUUUUUUUUAACCAGUGUCAAUAAGCGUUAAUAUUUUCCUAUUUGUAGUGUACAGGAAAGCUUUCCCAAACUGAACUGAUUGUCCUCUUAAGUGUUGGGUUGGGUUUUUUUUAAAUGUAGUAACUUCUCAGCAUCCAGACAGUACAGUUUUUACCUCACCUACCAUCCACAUGAUAAAUUGCCAUCGGGCAGCCAAUUAAUCCUGACUGAAUAUAUCCCAUUUCUUGAUUCUUGUACUGUACCAGUGUAUCUUGCUUAGCUUCACAGUCAGAUCGCCAAGCACAAAAAAGGAAGAAUGUUUGAUAUAUUGAAUGUUGUGAUU
Gekko japonicus is the source of this 2787-nucleotide messenger RNA. It is a transcript of the gene SLC25A51, whose product is annotated as solute carrier family 25 member 51. NCBI's taxonomy places the organism in Eukaryota, Metazoa, Chordata, Lepidosauria, Squamata, Gekkonidae. The transcript is spliced from 3 exons. The coding region runs from base 213 to 1190 and encodes 325 amino acids. The record is from RefSeq and is a predicted model, not a curated record.